AUGUCCCUUACAAUUCCCUCCCCCAACUCCGAACCCAUCGCAGAACCUUUGACCGUCCUAUCUACUCUCCGCUCUCAUCUACUCCCAACUCCUCUCCUCAGUCUACUCCCAUCUGCUCUUCAGCUCUUCGCCCACCUCCAAUCUCUCCGUGGACAACUGACUCUUGAAUCAACUCGAAUACUCGAGACCCAUGCUCAGAUGGUACUUCUCACUCAAGAUUCAAAACAGGAGAACCUUGACUGUUUGACGAGAGAUGAAAUCAAGUUAGUGAAUAACGUGAGAAGUAGGGAAAAUGAAGAAAGAGAGAUGGAAUCUGUUAGUAUACAUUACAGAAAAUACCAUUUAGCAUGUCUUCUCAUCGCGGAUAUCUCACCUGAUAAAAUCACUCCUUUGGUAAACUUAUAUUUCCCCACUACUCAACAAGCCCAAACUAUCGGUCAUCUCUUCAUUCGGCUUCUCAAACCGGCCGAUCUUGUUUCUCUGGAAGAACAUCGAACUCAAGUUUUGUACUGGUUAACGAGAAGAAAAACAUCUCGUUUGAGUUUUGAUGCUCUGAUCGAGGGGACGCAAGGGGAGGUAGGUGAUAGUUUGGGUAGGGAGAUGUUAAGGUUGUCUGAGAGAGUAUUGGAGGAUUGUGAAAUAUUGAAGAGAGUGAUUUCGUCUUCACCAACUUCCACUCCGAUACUUACUCAACCCGAAAUUUCUUCUGGCCCGUCUCACCAAAUCCUUCGGAAAAGAUCUCAUUCCCCCUCUCCAGAUCAUAUAGCUAGACUACCAAGACUUUCUUUCGAUAUUUCUCGCGGACGACCCCGAGUCUCUCUUACGCCACAUAACACCUCCAUCCACACUCACUCACCCUCCAUGUCCAUCUCUCUCUCCCCUUCUACCCAUCGCGGUGGACCUAUACGAACACUUGAGAAUCCUCGACCGGUUUCUCCCACUGAACUCCAUUCUUCAUCAUCUGCGCGCCCUUCGUAUGCAGCAAAAGCGAUGUAUCCCGGACCUCAGGAUGAGUCGUCCAGGAGAUCAGGAGAAAAUGACGGGUAUGAGAAAGGGGGAUCGAAGUCGAGAAAACGGCCUAGGGCGUUAAUGAUAGAUACCGGACCAGACUAUACCGCUCCUAGUCCGAGAUUGGGGGAGAGAGUUUCGAAAGACCAACUCAGACCGUUUCCAUCAUCCAUGUUGCGUCGGUCUAUAGGGAAAGACGAGGGUAGUACUCGUAGAGCUAGUCCUCUGAGACGUGGUAGUGUGGGAGGAAGGACGAGCUCUGUUUCAGAUACUUAG
Molecule: messenger RNA, 1284 nt
Organism: Tremella mesenterica DSM 1558
Lineage: Eukaryota; Fungi; Basidiomycota; Tremellomycetes; Tremellales; Tremellaceae
Exons: 4
Coding region: 1-1284 (427 amino acids)
Source: RefSeq, a predicted model, not a curated record